This is a messenger RNA of Brassica oleracea var. oleracea, 2628 nucleotides long. RefSeq lists its product as uncharacterized. Bases 37 to 2022 code for a protein of 661 amino acids. Gene Ontology annotation, molecular function: RNA nuclease activity. The transcript is spliced from 3 exons. Gene Ontology annotation, cellular component: peroxisome. The record is from RefSeq and is a predicted model, not a curated record. Gene Ontology annotation, biological process: regulation of gene expression. NCBI's taxonomy places the organism in Eukaryota, Viridiplantae, Streptophyta, Magnoliopsida, Brassicales, Brassicaceae.
AUAAUUGAAAGCCCUUUUGGCACUGAAGUUGCGGCGAUGAACGCGGCGGGCGAAGGAGAUGUCGAGACGAAGCCAACGAUGGUGGUGGCGGCGGCGGAGAUGGCCGAAGCGCAGUACGUGAGGGCGAAGACGGCGGUUUGGUGGGACAUAGAGAACUGCCAAGUCCCCAAAGGCGUCGACGCUCAUGGGAUCGCGCAGAACAUUAGCUCGGCGCUGGAGAAGAUGAACUAUCUCGGCACAGUCUCGAUCUCCGCGUUUGGAGAUACGAAUCGUAUCCCUCCGGCGAUUCAGCAAGCUCUUAACUCCACCGGAAUUGCACUCAAUCACGUCCCCGCCGGAGCUAAAGAUGCGAGUGAUAAGAAGAUUCUAGUAAACAUGUUUUGCUGGGCGCUUGAUAACCCUGCGCCUGCGAACUUUAUGCUGAUCUCUGGGGAUAGAGACUUCUCUGACGCUCUUCACCAGUUGAGGUUGAGACGUUACAAUGUUCUCUUGGCUCAGCCUCGCAAAGCUUCCGUGCCGCUUGUUCACGCUGCGAGGACCGUGUGGCUGUGGACGAGCCUUUCAGCUGGUGGGAUGCCUCUCUCGAAAAGCGAAAGCUUGCAGCUUAUCGCCAAUGCGCCAACGCAGGAGUGUGUUCCGUCAAGCCAACCUCAGGAUUCGAACAAAUUCAAGGCUAAGUACCUUCCAAAACCUCCUCCAGCGCCUAAUAAUUACCAAUGUCAGCAGCAGCAGCAGCAGAAUAGUCAAGGGAAGCUGAUUAAGAAACCUCAUGAGCUUUUUAGAGGCAGUGAGCCCUCUUCUUCCACCACCAUACCUGCUCCUCCCAUUUUACCCACUACCAAUGUCAAUACUUUCACUGGUAAUGAUGCGAUGAGUAAUCCUCAGAAUCAGUACAACUAUGCUCCUAGACCUGGUCCUUAUCCUCAUAGGCAGCCUUACCCUAACCCUGAUGCUUCUUGGAAUAACGGAGUUAGCAUCCCUAACUAUUUUCCCAAUGCUUCCAGGCCAGGUGCUUCUAAUAUGCGACCGCCUUAUGGUAAUGUUUUCCGUCCGUACCGGCCAGAGAAUCUGCAUCCUCCUAUGAAUAAUGGUUUCCGACCGAGGAAUGACGGUCCUAGGUUUAUGUCUUCACCUGAUCUCAGCAACCUAAGUGUGUCUCAGUAUCCAAGCCAAACUCAAACUCAAAUUCGUCCUAAUUUUUAUCCUCAAGUUAGACAGGAGUUCAGACCAAAGAUGGAAUCAUCAUCAUCAUCUUCUCUUAGCUUAAACAGUGGAAAUAAAGUUUAUCUUCCACGGAGUACUAGUGCCCCAGUAACCAGUACUACUACAACCACAGUGAACACCACCAACUCAACCACUCAUGGAGUCUCACCUCCUCAGCUUCCAUUGGUUGCUUCUGGAUCUGGUUCCAGCAAUGGUAUGUGGGGAACAACACAAGAGUGCCCGCCACAGCCACCGUCUGAGUAUGUUCAAGGCCUUAUAGGGGUUAUCUUACAUGCUCUAAACAUCUUGAAAACCGAAAAAGUUAGUCCCACCGAGCCUAAUAUCUCCGAUUGCAUUCAGUAUGGAGAUCCGAAGCAUCACGGUACUGAUGUAAAGAAAGCUUUAGAGAGUGCAGCGGAGCAUCAAAUGAUCAUGGUUGUAAACAUGGGUAAACUGAAGCUUUACCUUGUCAAAGAUGAACCUCUAUGGAACUGUGUAAACCCUUUAGGGGGCAACCCUAAGCAAUACCCAAAAGCAGCUUGGGAUAGACUUCAUCAGUUUCUAACCUCAUCCUCUGGGCGUGUGGCGAUUAUGGCAACGCAGUGCAGGUAUGAAGCUGCACAGAUUCUGAAAAAGCAAUGCCUAAAAGAGUAUGCUAUAGGUGACAUAGUUCAGAUCUUGGAUAUAACAGCAACCUGGAAGAAAUGGAUUACUUAUAAUCAAACAGGAUGGAAACCAAUUACUGUUAACCUUGCUGCUGCGGAGACUACAAAAAAGAAAGCUACUGAAACCGUGACAGGUAUCCAACCUGUUGCCUGAAAUAUUGUUCCAUGAAGAAGUGAAGAUGUAGUAGUAGCCUAUAUGGGUACACUACUUUGAAUAUCAAAUAUAGAGCACACUAAGACAUGGAUGUUUUCCAUAUCUAAAAACUUCAGAACUAUGAUGAAUCUGAAGUCUGGAGUACUAGUUACGUUAGUAGUAGUAGGCACGUUUUUCUUUUAUUUUUCUUUUUUUCAUUUUACUAUCGUCGGUUCAUUACAAAUGAGUCAAGGCUAAAAAUAUGGGGGGGGGAUGGUUAAGGGUUUGGACCUAUUGGUUAUGUAUUAGUACAUGGUUGGGUUCUAUAAAAACCUUAGUGUUCCUUAGAAGAAGAAGGGAGAUUUGCUCAAUUUCAUCAUCUCAAGGGAUAAACAAGUUAGUGGGAAAAGCAACGUUGAUUUGGGAAUCUCUGCAUCACCAACGUUGCUGCAGUCUGUUUCUUUUGGUCUAAUGCGAUUAAGAGAUAUCUACUGUGAUAUGGAUGGAUAAUAUCUGUAGCUUCGCCAGUUUUCUUUUUUAUUUUAUUUACCUGCGUCUUAUUUUGUAGUCUGAAGACUCUGAACCACGAAGUUUCAUUUUCUUUAUAUGAAUAUUAUGUUUUAUGUU